This is a messenger RNA of Coffea eugenioides, 1770 nucleotides long. RefSeq names its product disease resistance protein RGA2-like. Gene Ontology annotation, biological process: defense response to other organism. Gene Ontology annotation, molecular function: ADP binding; nucleic acid binding. The record is from RefSeq and is a predicted model, not a curated record. Lineage: Eukaryota; Viridiplantae; Streptophyta; Magnoliopsida; Gentianales; Rubiaceae. Bases 1 to 1770 code for a protein of 589 amino acids. The transcript has 2 exons.
AUGGAUUUUGUAACGGGAUUGCCUCGAAGUCAAAAAGGAUUUGAUGCGAUUUGGGUGAUAGUUGACAGGCUUACCAAGUCCGCACAUUUUCUACCUGUGAGUAUGAGCUUUUCGUUGGAAAAAUUGGCCAAGUUGUACACAGAAGAGGUUAUGAGACUGCAUGGUAUUCCUAUAAGCAUUGUGUCUGACCGAGAUCCAAGGUCACACGUGAUGGAAGCGUUUGUGGGAAUUCUCGUAGAUACUUUGAAUUCCAUGAUCCAGAAGGAGCUUGGAUUGCUUCGUGGCUUUGCAACUGACAUGCAAAAGCUUUCAAGCUUGCUCUCCACCACCAAGGCAGUGCUUGAAGAUGCAGAGCAGAAGCAAUUCACAGACAAGGCGAUACAACUCUGGUUUCAGAAGCUCAAUGGUGUUGCCUGUGAAAUAGAUGACGUAUUGGAUGAUUACGCAGCUGAAGCCUCAAGAAUCAAGUACAAAAAUUCUGGUUGUUUUAGUUUGAUGUGUUACCCUGUAGCAGGAAACUUAGUGUUUCGUCACAGGAUUGGGACAAGAAUGAAGGAGAUCCUUGAAAAAUUUAAUGCAAUAGCUGAUGAGCGAAUAAAGCUUGGUUUGAGUGAUCAGAAGCGUGGGAGCUAUUUCAAUGCAAGCCGUGAGACUGGAUCCACGGUAAAUGAACCUGAAGUUCUUGGAAGGGACGAGGAAAAAGAGCAGAUCGUACGCAUCUUGACGAAAGAAAAAGAUAGAGUCGAUCAAAAUGUAUCAGUGCUCCCUAUAGUGGGUGUUGGAGGCCUUGGAAAGACAACACUUGCCCAAUUGGUCUUCAGUGACAAAUGCAUAACCGAGCAUUUUGAGCUAAAACUGUGGGUUUGGGUUUCAGAGGAUUUUGAUGUGAAGAGGAUAAUAAAAGUCUUAAUUGAGUCUGUAGAAAGGACUUCUAUUGGAGACUUAGCCUUGAAUAUUCUCCAAGGAAAGCUUCAAGAGUUGUUGAGAGGGAAAAGAUACUUGAUUGUACUGGAUGAUGUUUGGAAUGAGAAUCCAGAGGAAUGGGAGAAACUGAAAUCUGUUCUGGAAUGCGGAUCAAAAGGUAGUUCAAUUGUCACGACAACUCGCAUGGAGAAGGUUGCCACAAUAAUGGGCACAUUACAAACUCAUUAUCUGUCGAGUUUGUCAGAGAAUGAGUGUUGGUCACUAUUUAGGCAACGGGCAUUUGGCCAUCAAGAGGCUGAAGAAUAUCCUAACCUUGUAGUUAUCGGAAAAGAGAUUGUGAAAAAAUGUGGUGGUGUUCCGCUGGCUGCAAAGGCUCUUGGAGGCUUUCUACGAUUUAAAAGGGAAGAAAAUGAAUGGAACUCUGUGAAAUGCAGUGAAAUUUGGAACUUACCUCAAGAUACAACACAUAUCUUGCCCGCAUUGAGAUUGAGCUACCUUAAUCUUCCGGUAGAUUUGAGAGGUUGCUUUGCAUAUUGUGCAGUAUUUCGCAAGGGAUCUAAAAUUGAAAAAGAGGAGGUAAUACAUUUGUGGAUGGCAAAUGGAUUGAUUUCAUCUAAUGAAACGAUGGAAGUGGAAGAUGUUGGUGAUGCUGUGGUGACUGAACUACAUCAUAGAUCAUUGUUCCAAGCUGUGGACAAAGAUGAAUUUGGCCAUGUUCUCACUUUUAAGAUGCAUGACCUUGUCCAUGAUCUGGCUCAAUCAGUAAUGGAGGCGAAACACGGUGGAACAGAGUCAAAUAGACCCAUUAGGCAUGGUGGCUUUUCAUAUUACAAGCGCAGGCAUUGA